GAAAGUGCUCUCUCUCUCUCUCUCUCUUUCACCAAACCCAACAACAACAAAUUCACACCAAAAAAGCUUUUCUUUUUCAUAUUCUCUCCUCCUCAAUGGCGGAGGUUUCCUACCUUCACCUCCGCGAAGACGACGACGAAGACGACCGCGACGACGUCGUUGUGUCCUUCGACUCCGUCCCUUACUGGUCCCACGACUUCGACUCCUUCGAUGUCUUCUCUUCAGAUCCCGAUUUCCCACCCUCCGAUCUCUCCCUCUCUCUCUCCCCCCAAAUCUCCUCCGUCCGUCUUCGCCGCCGCCACCGGGACCGAAUCGACAAUCUUUCCGAACCUGAUUCAAUCACCGAUGUAGAUCUCUUCGACCGCGAGAACCAGGUAAACUUCGUCAUGGACUUGUUCCAUCAACGCGUCGAGCAAUCCUCGAUAGUAGGAAACGCCGAUUUGUUGUCUUCUGAUUCGAAUUUCGGGGUUAUUGAAGGGAAUGAUGAAAUGGGUUCGAGUCAUUUGGAGCUGGAUCUAGGGUUAGGGUUAGGGUUUUGUAUGGACCAGCAUGGUUUGGGUGGUGAUGAUGGUGGUGGUGGUGAUGAUGAUCAUAAUUGUGGUUUUAUGGUUGCUGAUUGCGGCGACGAGUUCUUUGUGUCGAAAAGGGGGUCUGUGACUGAGUCCGGUGAGUCGUCUACAGGAGAAAAAUUCGGUGGCGGUUCGAGGGUUGUUGGGAUUGAUUCGGAUUCGAAUUCGGAGGAGGAUGAGAAUGAAGUUAUGGGGAUUAAUUUGAAUGCAGAGGAGGAUGAUUGUGGGUUUGAUAUUGGUUGUGAUGACGAUACAAGUAUUCGGCUUUGUUGGGAUUCGUUUGGAUUGGAGGAUCAUAGGGAUGGUGAUGAAGACUUUGAGUGGGAAGAAGUGGAUGGUAGGGUAGAUGAGAGAGAAGUGUUGAGCAUGUUUUUCGAUGCCGAUGUGGAUGAGGAGUUGGAUGCAUCGAUUUCAACUGCAAUUCCAUCACAAGAAGAUUUGGGUGUGGAGAGGAGGGUAGCUACAAUGAGGAAUUUGGAGUGGGAAGUCUUGUUGGAUAUUCAUAAUUUGGAUACAAAUGUGGAUCUUGAACGUGGCGGUGAACAUUAUUUGAGCGAUCACGAUGAGUACACUAAUACAGCAGAGUAUGAAAUGUUGUUUGGGCAAUUUGCAGAGAAUGAAAAUGCCUUGGUGGGAAGGCCACCUGCUUCAAAAACAGUUGUUGAAAAUCUUCCAUUGGUGGUUGUGGACGAUGACAAUGGACUUUGUGCGGUUUGUAAGGAUGAGAUAAAGAUUGGGGAACUAGGAAACCAGCUACCUUGUUCACACCUUUACCAUGGGGAUUGCAUUGUGCCGUGGUUGGGCAUUCGGAAUACCUGCCCUGUUUGUCGUUAUGAAUUGCCAACAGAUGAUCCUGCUUAUGAGCGGAGGAGGACCCAGAGAGCUGGUCAUGUUGAUUGAAGUAUCCUAAGUAUGUGUAUGUGAGAGAUCGAGGAAUUGAUCAAAGAGAGAGGAGGGGAUAUCAAAGAGGGGGUGUGAGGGACAUUGAUUGUGCGAUGGCAGUGGCAUGAGAGGGACAGUGGUUUUGUGAUGGCAAUGGUGAGUGAAGGACAAUGGCGGUGGCCUGAGUCUGAUGAUUGCUUGGGAUAGGCCUUUUUUUAAUUGUGGAAGUUUGGAAGAUGAGAUAGGUUGUCUCUUGUAAUUUGUAGCGAAGUUUGCUUUUUGAUAAUCUUCUCUAUGUUGGCACUUGAGUUAAAUUAUAACGACAGUUGACAACAACUCUGUCCAGUGA
Camellia sinensis is the source of this 1800-nucleotide messenger RNA. RefSeq lists its product as uncharacterized. The record is from RefSeq and is a predicted model, not a curated record. Gene Ontology annotation, molecular function: ubiquitin protein ligase activity. NCBI's taxonomy places the organism in Eukaryota, Viridiplantae, Streptophyta, Magnoliopsida, Ericales, Theaceae. Gene Ontology annotation, cellular component: cytoplasm. Gene Ontology annotation, biological process: protein ubiquitination.